UAUUCUUGUAGCCUGUACGUAUCAUAGACAGUAGCAGUAAUGAAAGUACGGAUUGCCCACUGCAUCAACCGAACUACUGUUUAGCAGUCGUGGAAAAACGAUUGGCAAUUACCCCCACCCCCACCCCCAUCCUGUAUCACCACCAUCAUUAUCUAAAUUACACGCACUGCCUGUAGUAUACAUAUAUAUAAAUAUACAUUAUGUAUGUACGUAUGUACAUCCGUAUAUAUUAACUACAUAUUUACAAGCCCUUCCAGUUUGACGCUCCUUCUCAAUAUGUAAAUACACAUGCACACGCACGCGCACACACUCAUUCACAUAUGUAUUAAGUCCAUCAAACCUUCGCCUCAUUCACAACAUUAAAAGAGAAGAGGUGAAGCGAGGAAAUUGUACCGUGUGAUCUGCUUACAAUAUACAUCUAGACACAUGUGUUGCUUUUAAGAGAAAAGCUCAGUGGUUCUUUAUUACCAGCACUUAAUCAUGUUGAAUUCGGUAAUAGGACAAUACGAAAAACUGUGGUUGGCAGAUUUUUUCCACCGAUUCCCUCAUGUCAACUUUACCUGGCCAUGGGCUGAUUCUCAUUUUAGUUCAGUCAACAUUCCUUAUUUCCACACACUGCUGUUUUGGACUGGAGUAUUUGUCGGAUGGGCUGUUAUUAUCCAGCUGUUGAUGUUUUUAUACAUCUGUUGCAUUUGUUGCAAGAAGAAAAAGAAGAAGCAUCGGGAAGUAAAGUGUAUACGAUGUUUCAUGGCAAUUUUCAUAUUUGUUUGCGCGGGUUCUCUUGCUGUUGGUUUCUAUGGUAAUGAAGAGACAAACCGAGGAAUGACUAAAUUCAUAACCCACUUAAAAUCCACAACUGGUACAAUCCGUGGCUCCCUAUCUACAAUUGAUACAAUAGACCAGUUAUCAACCAGAAUCACACAUAAUGUAGCUGAAGUGAAAUAUAUCUUUCAUAGCUCAAUAAAGAACAAAACUGUAUCUCGUGAUGCAAUUGAGCUGAUUGAGAAGUUUGUCUACAACACAAAACAAAUGCGAGAUUAUUGCUCUUUCAUCAGGCAACAAACAGAACAUAAUCGACUGGAUACAAUAUCUGCUCUUACUACAUUAGUGGAACCCUACAGGUGGAUUGCUACUCUUUCGCUGUUCAGUGUUCAUGCUUUAAUAAGCCUCUUGCUGCUUAUUGGGAUGCUGACUUGUUCCCGUUGUUUGUUGAUAUUCUGCGUAUUGUUUGGGUGCCUGGCUCUGAUGUUAAUCUGGAUUGGUGGAGGGCUUUAUCUUGGAACUGCUGUGGAUUUUGGUGACCUUUGCGUCAACCCUGAUAAUUAUGUAAAGCAGCAAACCAGUGCAAACAUGGAAGCUAAAGUCCUUAAUGCUUAUUUGAAAUGCACUGAUCUUCGAGAACCAUUUGCAGAGAAAUACAAUGCUGCUCUCUCUGCUAUUGUCCGUGCCAACAGUACUUUAAGUGAGGCACUAUACAUGGCUUCACCCUACAACAUGGGUAUUAAGUUACGCAGCCUUGUUCGAAAGAUCCGCUUAGAAGUGACCGCAGCAGUUUCCAACGUUUCCCUCCUCAAUCAAAUUUCCGGCUGUUCUUUUAUCCACAACAAUUACAUCAAUGCACUUAAUGGAAUUUGUCAUCAAAGCCUGAUUGGUGUGGCUUUCAUGAGUCUUGUCUGUGGUAUUGUAGGAGUUGCACUGACCAUUAACAUCUGUUUGGCCACAAGGGCUUCAAUCUUAUUUGCAAAGAGUCUGGUAUACUAUCCUGUAGAUGACACCGAUCCAUUCUUGCCCAGGCCACCUCCCUACAGCUACGGCACCCUCCCAACGGCUCCGAAUGAUCCUUUCCAAGUGGACGUACGCAGAAGUUACUUGAGUGAGAGUGUUGCAGGUAGUGAGGAGACGGUACCACGUCGCCCUGGCCAGUAUACAGAGUCCCCACCACCAGCAUUCUUUGACCUGUAAGCACCUCCCAUCUGAACGGCUGCUGCUGGCAAAAUCAAGGAUUUUACAGCCUGCUGUGUUAUAAUGAACCAGCCUUCCUGCAUGACGACACACCAGCUAUAGUUUCAAGUGAAGCGUGACCAUGUUGCUGUUGUGAUCACCCAAGUAUGUCUGAAAACUUGGGCAUUUCCUCUGUGUCAUUUCCAACCAAUAUGUAGCUUUGGAAUUGUCCCUUCUCUUCCUAUUAGUAUCUCCUUUUACUGUUCUUCUGCUUGUUUCUUCCACACAUCCCCACCAUUCACCUAAUGUGCACCCUUCUUAUUAACUAACGGCUGACACUACUGAACUCAUAUUUUUUUCUGUGUCUCUUAUGUUUGCCUAAUAGCAAUGAGAAAUGGUUGAUGCUAAAUGUCCAGUUAUCUACCUUUUAUAUUGAUUCGGUUGAUAUUUUUUGUUUGUGUUUUGUUUUAUGAAGAAUAAAUAAUAAAAAAAAGCCAUGGUGAUGAUGAUGAUGAAUAAAAUUUGUCAGAGCAAUAAAGUAGUGAUGCCUUUUGGAAAAAAUUGAAAAAAAAAUUGAAAAUUUUAAGAAAAUAUUCCAAAGAAAACUCUUUAUCUGAAGGCAGUUAGUUCUGUAGUUUAACAGAUAAUAGCUUCAAGGAUUUAAUUAACCCACAACCAUAUCCACAUGACUGUCUAUUUCCUUAUAAAGGGACUUCUGCAAAAAGAUUGAAUAAUUGAGGGGUAAAGGGACAAAGGUAAUGGAAGAGUCAGUUGUUAGAAGAAUUCAAAGGAGAAAAAUUUCUUUAGACUUGAAGAGGAUCAAGAGAUGUGGAUGAUAAAUCAGUUUAUAACAAUUAUAUUGAAUUAAUAAUUUCAAUAGCUUAUAAAAGUAAAAUUGUAAUUACUUACACAUAAUUUAAUUUGAUUCAAGUAACUUUCAUCACAGCAUCAACCCGUUUUAUUGUACCCUAGUGUCUUUUGAAGCACUUUCUGGAAAAUGUUUUGAUAUUAUACACAUUUUUUUCUACAGUUUUUGUCUUUAACAGACUUUCGUAAUAAGUGUUUCAUAACUUUUAAUAUUGUCUCAAUUUGCUUCCUGUUUGCUAAUCUGAUAAUGUAACCUGCUACCAACAAAUCUUACCUCCAUAUUCUCUCUCCCCUCUCCAUACUCUCUCUCUUCCUCUCUCUCUCUCUCUCCUGUCCUAUCUCUCACUCCUUUCCUUUCUUUCUCUCUCAUGUUAUGUAAAAAUCUAAAACUCAGAAAUAUUAAGAAAGUCUUAAGAAUUUAGUAUAUGCCGUUUUUGAAGGUAUGGAGGGAGUGUAUAGGUUAUGUGCAGCAAAAUAUGGUGUAUAUUCUUUAGAUUGGAAGAAAUUUCAGUUUUGGCACUGCAUUAAAUCAACCAUAAAACCUUCCUGCCAAUGGCUAAGUAGCUCAAGAAUAUACCCCCAAAAAAUAUUCUUGCUUUUCCCAUUUAUUAUACUACCAAGUAAUUGGGGUUUAAUUCAAGUCAGUGGUGGAAUGCAAAUUCUUGGAAACUUCAGCAAGAAAUAGCAUCAUAAACAGCAAGCCAUUGUCAUGUCAUAACACUUCAAUAUUUGAUCAUUAUUGAUACUUCUCAUUAUUUUAUUCAAAAAACUUUCUCUGAAAUUGAAAGUAAGCACUGCAAUAUGGUCACAGUCUAAGUGUUUGUGAUGAAUGGUUUAUAAGUUGGUAUUUUUGUGGAAUAUUAAACUCCUCUUUUGAGAUGAAAAAGUUUUUACUAUUUUUAUCUAUGCCAUGUUUCUAUUUGUUUGAUCUUUGAUCAUUAUCAUGUGUCUUAUUCUUAGAUUGUACAUAGUACAUAAGUAGUUUAGAAUAGGAAAUCCUUAUUUCUAAACUACAGAAUAAUGACUAUUUUUAUUGAAUUAGCGAUUGUCCUAUUUAUAACCAUUGUUAUAAUUUUAGGUUACUUAUAAUUACCUUUCAGUAAUGGCAACCAUAUUGAUUCAAUACCAACAUUGGUUUUACUGAACAGGUUUAUUAAUAAAUAUUUCUUGUUCCAUUUAUGAUAAGAGUUUUAUGUUUAUCAACUCUCUGCAAUAAAUGUUAGAAUAAUGUUUCUGAAGUGCUAUUAAAAUUCUCCUUAUUCUUUCUCAGACCUGUUAACUUAAAUUUGCUAACAGUGUAGACUCUAUACCAAUUAAAUUCCUAUAUACCUCAUUGUUAAUGUUACAGUGAGGAUUUUCCAUGUUUUCUCAGACUUCCCUUUCCUUUUCAUCAUUGAGUCAUGCUUGACUGGUCCAGUCAUAUUAAUACAUGUGGAAUAACAUUAAUAACACAUAGUGGUGGCCCUAAAUAAGAUGUCCUUCUUAUUAGUAAUAACAGUGAUAUCAAUAGUUUUAAUAAGUUGUCCUAUUAAAAACAUUUGGUGAUUUAUUGUUUAUCCUCAACUAAGUCGUGCUCAAUCAAAUCUAUAAGACAAUCCAGACGUGCACAUCUUGUCUUUUUAUCUGUUAGUGUCUACAUUACCUUUACCACAUACAACUCCCCUUAUUUAAGGUGGUAGGGUGUGAUUUAAGACAGGUCAUGUGAUUACAUAACAGCUUCCUAUUUGGUUUGUUUUUUGAAGCAUAGGCUUACUUUGUAGCUAUUCAGUCAGUUUCAAGUAUGACUUUUUUUAGGGACUUUAUUUUUGACUCCUUGUUCUAUUUAAAUACCUUUUCACAAUGGUCUAACACUUAUUUCUACAACUUUUGCAGACUAAAUUAUACGUUCAGAAAAUCUCUUUACAGUUAUUAUCCAUUUGAAAUUGUAGUUACAACUUCUGAAGCCAACUCUGCAUAAACAUUUUGCUAUAAAUACUUCAGGCUUUUUACUGUGCCCAGUUUUGUGUGAAAUUACACCAUACUUCCGUGAACAAUAUUCAUUAUAGCUACUUCUAUGCUGUUUACACAACAUGGUUGUGUAAAUAAAACUCUGGAUUGUCAGGGAUCCUGUUGUAAGUCUAUAGUCUCAUUGAAUUGAACACAUAAUUCUUUAUGGCUUAUGUUCAUCUUAAAAUGGAAAGCAUAUGUCCUAUUUUGGGGGAAAACUUAUAGACAGUGAUAGACUAGCAGCUUGUUCAGGAGAAGUUUUAUCUCUCACUUGCCAAGUGUUAUAUUCAAUUUUGGUUCUUGCAAUAUGGAAAAAGUAUGACAUAUUUUCUUACCAUUCUUUCAAUUAUACUUUCUUAAUACUGCCUCAAACGUUGCCAAGAUCUUCCUGUACACUGAAAAUAUCUUCUCCAUACAAUGCUAAGAUUUUUAUCAGACACUGAAAACAUCUCCAGCCACAGAAAAAAUCUUCCCCAAACAUCGUACAGACUUUCUCCAGACACUGUACAAGUUUCUCCAGACAUUAUAUAAGUAUUCUCCGGACACUGUAGAUCUUCUCUAGAAAUUGAAAAGAUCCUUUCUCGACACUGGAAAGAUCUUCCUCACCAGACACUGCAAAAAUCACCUUCAAUGCGGCAGAGAUUUUCUCUAACCAAAGCUGAUUCUUUAACUUCUCUUUCAUCUUUUUGGUUAAAUACAACACAAAACCAGGCUUUUGCCACUGAAAUGAUUAGAAGAUCUUUAAGUUCUUCCAGUUAGUCUUCCAGGAAUCUUGUUGCUUAGUUUUUAGUAUAUCUGCAUUCCUAAUCAGAUUUCUUCCUUUUCACUUUCUAGUUUUAGAUUUUAUUUUUCUCUACUUAUUCUCUAUAAGAACAAGAUUUUUUUCAUACGGGUUGAUAUUUUAAUUGCAUCUGCCUAUAAAUUAUGCUGUUAGGGAUCUGGAAUGUGGGAUAAGGAUAAGGAAAGUGUGAACGAUAAUGUUUGUUAGAAUGAAUUUUUUCAAUUCCUCAUCUUCCAUGAAGGUUCUUCAACAGUUCACCAUCACACCACCAUAUUUGUAGUAAUGGCUUUAUCAGCUUUAUAUGUGAAUGUGUGUAUCUAUCUAUCAGUCUAUUUAUAUAUCAAAAAUUAUGAUAAACACAAGUUUUUAUAACUAGUUCCCCAUGUACCUUUCACUGUUGUAAUUAUGUAAAACCACUUGGAUGUCCCAAGUGCAGUUGGAUGCUUAACCAUGGAUCUUCAGGGAAACACUUUAUUACAUUAUGUUACAAAGAUCAAUUAUUUAUAAAUCAAUGUCUUUCUCUCUCCCUCUUCCUGCCACCCCCUCCCUUCUUUCCCCUUUUACAUAUAUUCACUACAUGUAUUGUGUACGCUUGCUCACAUUUCUUAUAACAAAAUUUUAUAAUUUUUAUAUUUUAAAUGUCAUUGUAUAUAAAUAAAUAAAAUAUGCUGCUGGAACAUUUAUGCUAUAUUUCAACAAAACUCACUAAGUUUUAUGUAUCAACGACCCAUCUUUUGAGAGAAGAUUGUAAUAUUUGUUGUUAGCAAUUCUCAGUUAUUGUGUGUUGGCUGUUUUAAUGUGAAAUUGUAUUUUUUUAAUUAUUUCUUUUGUUAAAUUAAAAACUUGAACUACAAACUAAA
Octopus sinensis (East Asian common octopus) is the source of this 6435-nucleotide messenger RNA. RefSeq names its product protein tweety homolog 1-A. Gene Ontology annotation, cellular component: plasma membrane. The transcript is spliced from 15 exons. Bases 481 to 1962 code for a protein of 493 amino acids. The record is from RefSeq and is a predicted model, not a curated record. Gene Ontology annotation, molecular function: intracellularly calcium-gated chloride channel activity; volume-sensitive chloride channel activity. NCBI's taxonomy places the organism in Eukaryota, Metazoa, Mollusca, Cephalopoda, Octopoda, Octopodidae.